Molecule: messenger RNA, 3700 nt
Organism: Rattus norvegicus (Norway rat)
Lineage: Eukaryota; Metazoa; Chordata; Mammalia; Rodentia; Muridae
Gene: Wac
Product: WW domain containing adaptor with coiled-coil
Exons: 14
Coding region: 402-2333 (643 amino acids)
Cellular component (GO): nucleus
Source: RefSeq, a predicted model, not a curated record
GUAGUUGGUGGAGCGGCGGCGGCUGUAGCAGCGGCAGGAGGCGGCGAGAAGGACUCGGCGGCGGGGGGGAGGAGGGCAGGCGGCGGCGGAGCAGGAGGAGGGAAGGUGCUGGAGGCGUUCGCUCUCCGCGGGGACCGGAACACGGCCUCUCGCCCCCUCCCCCCGGCUCGCGCUGCCGCCCUGUAGUUGGCACCUCUGUCCCGGCUGACCCUAAGCGGUGGUGACGGAGGGAGAUGACCGGGGACCGCCGGCGCCAGUAACGGGGAGGUGCCGCGAGCCGCCGAGGGUGCGCCGAGUCCUGGUGCCGGGGCUGCCCGCCGCCCGCCCGCCGCCCGCGCGCGCGCCCGCCCGCCUCGCGGCCGCUCUCCCCCUCCCCGACACACACACACAGCCGGGCAUUGAUGGUAAUGUAUGCGAGGAAACAGCAGAGACUCAGUGAUGGCUGUCACGACCGGAGGGGGGACUCUCAGCCUUUCCAGACACUUAAGUAUUCGUCAAAGAGUCACCCCAGCAGUGGUGAUCACAGACAUGAAAAGAUGCGAGACGCCGCAGAUCCUUCACCACCAAACAAAAUGUUGCGGAGAUCUAAUAGUCCUGAAAACAAAUACAGUGACAACACAGGUCACAAUAAGGCCAAAAAUGUGCAUACUCAAAGAGUUAGAGAAAGGGAAGGUGGGACCAGUUACUCUCCACAAGAAAACUCACACAACCACAGUGCUCUUCAUAGUUCAAAUUCACAUUCUUCUAAUCCAAGCAAUAAUCCGAGCAAAGCUUCUGAUGCACCUUAUGAUUCUGCAGAUGAUUGGUCUGAGCACAUUAGCUCAUCUGGAAAAAAAUACUACUACAAUUGUCGCACAGAAGUUUCACAGUGGGAGAAACCAAAAGAGUGGCUUGAAAGAGAACAGAGACAAAAAGAAGCAAAUAAGUUGGCAGUUAAUAGUUUCCCAAAAGACAGGGAUUACAGAAGAGAGGUGAUGCAAGCAGCAGCCACUAGUGGGUUCACCAGUGGAAUGGAAGACAAGCAUUCCAGCGAUGCCAGUAGUUUGCUCCCACAGAAUAUUUUGUCUCAAACAAGCAGACACAAUGACAAAGACUACAGACUGCCAAGAGCAGAGACUCACAGUAGCUCUACGCCAGUACAGCACCCCAUCAAACCAGUGGUUCAUCCAACCGCUACCCCAAGCACUGUUCCUUCUAGUCCAUUUACGCUUCAGUCUGAUCACCAGCCAAAGAAAUCAUUUGAUGCUAAUGGAGCAUCUACUUUAUCAAAACUGCCUACACCCACAGCUUCUCUCCCUGCACAGAAAACAGAGAGAAAAGAAUCUGCUCCAGGAGACAAGUCAGUAUCACACUCUUGCACAACUCCUUCCACAUCUUCAGCCUCUGGCCUGAACCCUACAUCUGCGCCCCCAACAUCUGCUUCAGCCGUACCUGUUUCUCCCGUCCCACAGUCGACAAUACCUCCAUUACUUCAGGACCCAAACCUUUUUAGACAGUUGCUUCCUGCUUUGCAAGCCACGCUACAGCUUAAUAAUUCUAAUGUGGACAUAUCCAAAAUAAAUGAAGCAGCUGUAACACAAGCUUCCCUGCAGUCUAUCAUCCACAAGUUUCUUACUGCUGGACCAUCUGCUUUCAACAUCACCUCUCUGAUUUCUCAAGCUGCCCAGCUUUCUACACAAGCCCAGCCAUCUAAUCAGUCUCCAAUGUCUCUAACGUCUGAUGCUUCAUCCCCAAGAUCCUAUGUGUCUCCAAGAAUAAGCACACCUCAGACUAACACAGUCCCCAUUAAACCUUUGAUUAGUACUCCGCCUGUCUCAUCACAGCCAAAGGUUAGUACUCCAGUAGUUAAGCCAGGACCAGUGUCACAUUCGGCUACACAGCAGCCCGUGACUGCUGACAAGCAGCAGGGCCAUGAUCCUGUCUCUCCACGAAGUCUUCAGCGCUUAAGUAGCCAGAGAAGUCCAUCACCUGGUCCAAAUCAUACUUGUAGUAGUAAUGCAUCAACUGCAGCUGUUGUACCACAGAACGCAUCUGCUAGGCCUGCGUGCUCAUUAACACCUACUCUAGCAGCACACUUCAAUGAUAAUCUCAUAAAACAUGUUCAAGGGUGGCCUGCAGACCAUGCAGAGAAACAGGCAUCAAGAUUGCGUGAAGAAGCCCAUAAUAUGGGAAGUGUUCAUAUGUCAGAAAUAUGUACUGAGUUAAAAAAUUUGAGAUCAUUAGUUCGAGUAUGUGAAAUUCAAGCAACUUUGCGAGAGCAGAGGAUACUCUUUUUGAGACAACAAAUUAAGGAACUCGAAAAGCUAAAAAAUCAGAAUUCCUUCAUGGUUUGAAGAUGUGAAUAAUUGCACAUGAUCUCAUAGAGGAACUGUAAAUCUGUUGCCCAGUCAUAACAUUUUGAGCUGCAUUUCAGUAGACCAUGGACCGUUAAGCUGGGCAAAUGAAAUGACAAGGGGACGGGGUCUGUGAGAGUCAAUUCAGGGGAAAGAUACAAGAUUGAUUUGUAAAACCCUUGAAAUGUAGAUUUCUUGUAGAUGUAUCUUCACGUUGUAAAUAUGUUUUGUAGAGUGAAGCCAUGGGAAGCCAUGUGUAACAGAGCUUAGACAUCUGAAACUAAUCAAUGCUGAGGUGGCUAAAUACCUAGCCUUUUACAUGGAAACCUGUCUGCAAAAUUAGCUUUUUUUAAAAAAAGAAAAAAUUUGGGGGGUUAAUUUAUCAUUCAGAAAUCUUGCAUUUUCAAAAAUCCAGUGCAAGCGCCAGGUGAUCUGUGUGUGAGGAUACGAUUUUGAACCUUAUGAGCAGUGUACAAAUAUCAUGAGACAACUGAUCAGCACUUGCACCUGAUCAAGAGCAGUGCUGCUCCAUUUGUUUUGCAAAGAAAUGUUUUCAUUUCCUGUAUGUUCCAUUCCCUCUGAAGUCCCUUGGCCUGAUUUUAUCCAUUUUUUUAAAGGUGCCCUCUUUCCUUUCUUGGGGCACUGUUGCUGUGGCACUUUUCUAUAACCUUCUCAUUCCUGUGUACAGUAGCUGGAGUUGCAGUGAUUGAGCAUAACCCACGUUUGUAUAAAUUAUUGAAAUCCAUUUUCACCCUGUAAGAAUGGACUUAAAGUACUGCUGGGCAAGUGUGCUGGAAGUACAUUGACUGCUCAAAUACAAGGAAGUGGCCCAAUGAACAUGGUUGUGGGAGGGGAAAGGAGAAACAAAGCUAGUCAGAUGUGAAUUGUAUCUGUUGUAAUAAACAUGUUUAAACAAACACAGUUUGUUACUUUUUUUUCUUUCGGUCAGUACAUAUUAGAAUUUGAACUACAUGAGGUUCUUUAUCAAAACUAUUCUUGUUGAAUAUUUAUAUCUUAUUACAAGUAAUAAUUCCUUAUAUGGAGGUUUUGUUUAAAGCACUAACAAUAAAUUGUGUAAAAGAUACUCAAUGAAUGUGAAAUUCAACAAGAAUGAGGAGUCACUUCCCAAGUGGUGUCAUUUGUUCAACUUGGUUUACUUGUCUUGCUAUUCUGACACUUCAUUUUGAAGGAUGUCUGUGUUGUACCUAACUUUUCAAGUCUGGUGCUGACUGUUGUUCUUAGCAUCACAAACAGUUUGUGUCAUUGAAUUUCCUGCUGUUAACAGAAACAACAGGAAAGCUCAGCUUUGUAUAGUGUUUCCUAAAGUAUAUUAAAAUAAAAAAGAAACGAUUGCUACUAUAAAGCUA